UCCAUCGCGUGAAGACAUUUUUCUCGCAGCAUUGCGAAUCAAAACAUCUUAUCAUCGUAGCGGACAUAUGUGCGGUCUUAUAGAUCGGGUUCGUUCUCUCAGGAUGAGCAGUGGUCGAUGCGGAACCCUGGUUCCGUCAUCCACUGUCUGGUACGGAGAGAGUCGCUCCCACACCACGGCUCUGGCCGCCGGGCGUUAAGACCCGAACAGCUCCUAUAGAUCCUCAUCUCCUCACCGGUGAAGCCUGGCUUCAAAAGCACAUGGACUGAAACAUGAAGGGUGGGACUGCCACAUCGACAGAGUAGGAGAGCCCUUCUCUGAGGUACGCAUCCCAUUGUUAUCAUCACUGUACAGUUUCCUCAUUGAGAGGGGAUAGAUUUAGCCUAUACAUCACUUGGCUUUUCAUUUGUGUAAUGGAUGAAGUAAACAACCUUUUAUGCUCCCUAAUGGCACCACAAAUUGCAUUUGGUUAUCUCAAAGCAAUUGAACAACAAUGAUGUAAACCAAACUGUAUACCUUGUAUAAACCAACCCUGUGGUUCAGCUCUUAUUACUGUUGGCCUCUUUUAGUAUUAUUCAGCAGUGCUUUUUCUACAUUCAAAGCGCACGUGUCCAGGCCAGUGUUUUCCACUUCCUCACAUCCUGUGUUGUGAGGAAGCUUCCUCUGUCCCUUGGUGGCGGGCUGAAUCCUGAUCAGGGUCACUGAUGACGCCACAAGAGUCUACUGAGCACUCUUUUGCCAAAUUUGUCGUCACACAGAGACCUGAAUAUCUGCAAUUGUGCAAACCAAUCAUAUGAUGUCCUUAAAUAAUGCCUGUAAUUCUAGCUCAUUUACAGUACUUAGUCAAUAAGAGACACAAUUACCAUUUCAUUAACUCACAGUGGGACUAUGUGACUUGUAUACAAUAGUUAUCAUAAGGUUAACUACAGACAAUAAGCAAUGUUUGUGAGAUUGUCAUGUGUUUUUAGUCUGUUUGGCGGUAUUAUUGUAUUUAAACCAAAUUAAGUUUUAAAUGCAUCAAUACAUUAAUUAGUCAUUGAAGUGAUUGUGCAUCUUAACACUUGAGUGAUUAGUUGAGUGUUGUAAACCCUCUGUGCAUGCCAAAAGUACAGUUCAAUUAAACAGGUCAAGCCUAGUGCCAAGGCGGUCACAUGAGACACGUCAUAAUCCGAUGCAAAAAGAGUAUAGAACUGCAAUGUAAACAAAGGAGUCCUCAGUGUGGUGGGGACUUGUGGCCCCAGAGUCCCUGGAACUCGGACAUCCUGAGAGGAGGGGAAGUCAUCUGCUGUUGAUCAACACCAGGAGGUCUCCGGCCAAUAAGCUCAGCACUGUGCAUUGCUCUGGACCAUGAAGUCUGCUUCUAGGAACUAUUGUGAAUGCUAAUGCGGGAGUAUAUUCUGCCAAGACCGGGAAGGCAGUGUAAUAGUACGUGGAUUUGAGAUGCGGUCUAGUCUUCAGCCGGUUACCUUGAACUGGGAAUAGGACAAUACUGCUCAGCGAGAGAGAGAAUGUGCUCCGGGCAGGGUGUCCCGGGUUGGAGCCUCUGGGUGUCCCGGUUGGAGCCUCUGGGUGUCCCGGUUGGAGCCUCUGGGUGUCCCGGUUGGAGCCUCUGGGUGUCCCGGUUGGAGCCUCUGGGUGUCCCGGUUGGACCCGCAGGGGGCUGAGGGAGUGAGCUGGGGCAGGGCCGGGGAACAUGCCUCCCAGGCCGUCCUCUGGGGAGCUCUGGGGCAUCCACCUCAUGCCCCCCAGGAUCCUGGUGGACUGUCUGCUGCCAAACGGCAUGCUCCUGACCCUGGAGUGCCUGCGUGAGGCCACUCUCAUCACCAUCAAACACGAGCUGUUCAGGGAGGCCCGGAAGUACCCCCUGCACCACCUCCUGCAGGAGCAGGCCUCCUACAUCUUCGUCAGCGUCACACAGGAGGCCGAGAGGGAGGAGUUCUACGAUGAGACGCGCAGGCUCUGUGACCUCCGGCUCUUCCAGCCCUUCCUCAAGGUCAUCGAGCCCGUGGGGAACCGCGAGGAGAAGAUCCUGAACCGGGAGAUCGGCUUCGCCAUCGGGAUGCCGGUGUGUGAGUUCGACCUGGUGAAGGACCCCGAGGUACAGGACUUCCGGAGGAACAUCCUCAGCGUGUGUAAGGACUCGGUGGAGCUGCGGGACGUCAGCGGGCCGCACAGCCGAGCGCUGUACGUCUACCCGCCCAGCGUGGAGUCUGGACAGGAGCUGCCCAAACACAUCCACAGCAAGCUGGACAAAGGUCAGAUCAUCGUGGUGAUCUGGGUGAUUGUUUCCCCCAACAACGACAAGCAGAAGUACACGCUGAAGAUCAACCACGACUGUGUGCCCGAACAGGUGAUCGCGGAGGCCAUCCGUAAGAAGACGCGCAGCAUGCGGCUGUCUCCCGAGCAGCUGAAGAUGUGUGUCCAGGAGUACCAGGGCAAGUACAUCCUCAAGGUCUGUGGCUGUGACGAGUACCUACUGGAGAAGUACCCCAUCAGCCAGUACAAGUACAUCCGCAGUUGCAUCAUGCUUGGUCGGAUGCCUAACUUGAUGCUCAUGGCCAAGGACAGCCUGUACAGCCAGUUGCCCGCGGACGCCUUUGUCAUGCCUUCCUACUCCCGCCGCAUCUCCACGGCGACCGCCUACAUGAACGGCGAGCUGGCCGCCAAGUCGCUGUGGACCAUCAACGGCACCCUGCGGAUCAGGGUGCUGUGCGCCACCUACGUCAACGUCAACAUACGGGACAUCGACAAGAUCUACGUGAGAACCGGGAUCUACCACGGAGGAGAGCAGAUGUGUGACAACGUCAACACACAGAGAGUCCCGUGCUCCAACCCAAGAUGGAACGAGUGGCUGACCUACGAUAUGUACAUCCCGGACAUCCCCCGCGCUGCACGCCUCUGCCUCUCCAUCUGCUCCGUCAAGGGAAGGAAAGGAGCCAAGGAGGAGCACUGCCCGCUGGGCUGGGGGAACAUCAACCUGUUCGACUACACCCACACCCUGGUGGCCAACAAAAUGGCCCUGAACCUCUGGCCCGUCCCCCGAGGCAUGGAGGACCUGCUCAACCCCAUCGGGGUCACCGGCUCCAACCCCAACAAGGAAACGCCCUGUCUGGAGCUGGAGUUCGACCACUUCAGCUGCCUGGUCAAGUACCCAGAGAUGAGCUCCGUGGAGGAACAUGCCAACUGGUCUGUCUCCCGCGAGAUGGGCUUCAGCUACAACCUCUCCGGGCAGAGCAGCCGCAUGGCCCGAGACAUCGCCCUCACCGAGGGGGACGUGGAGCAGCUCCGUCAGCUUAGCCACCGGGACCCGCUGUCGGAGAUCACCGAGCAGGAGAAGGACUUCCUCUGGAGGCACCGCCACUACUGUAUGAACAUCCCUGAAAUCCUGCCCAAAAUCCUGCUGGCAGUCAAGUGGAACUCAAGGGACGAGGUCGCACAGAUGUACUGUCUGCUGAAGGAGUGGCCCUCCAUCCAGCCCGAGCACACCAUGGAGCUGCUGGAUUGUAACUACCCCGACCCCAUGGUGCGAUGCUUCGCCGUGCGCUGCCUGGACAAGUACCUGACGGACGACAAGCUGUCCCAGUACCUCAUCCAGCUGGUCCAGGUAUUAAAGUAUGAGCAGUAUCUGGACAAUCCUCUGGUCCGCUUCCUCCUAAAGAAGGCAUUAACCAAUCAAAGAAUCGGGCACUUUUUCUUCUGGCACCUGAAGUCGGAGAUGCACAACAAGACUGUGAGCCAGCGCUUCGGGCUGCUGCUGGAGGCGUACUGCCGGGCCUGCGGGAUGUACCUGAAGCACCUGAGCCGGCAGGUGGAGGCCAUGGAGAAGCUCAUCCACCUCACGGACCUCCUGAAGCAGGAGAAGAAGGACGAGACGCAGAAGGUCCAGAUGCGGUUCCUGGUGGACCAGAUGAAGAGGCCCGACUACAUGGACGCGCUGCAGAGCUUCACCUCCCCGCUCAACCCCGCCCACCAGCUGGGUAACAUCAGGUUGGACGAGUGCAGGAUAAUGUCGUCGGCCAAGCGCCCGCUGUGGCUGAACUGGGAGAACCCGGACAUCAUGUCAGAGCUGCUCUUCCAGAACAAUGAGAUCAUCUUCAAGAACGGAGACGACUUGCGUCAAGAUAUGCUAACUCUUCAAAUAAUCAGAAUCAUGGAAAACAUCUGGCAGAACCAAGGCUUGGAUUUACGGAUGCUUCCCUACGGCUGCCUGUCGCUAGGCGACUGCGUGGGGCUCAUCGAGGUGGUCCGCAACUCCCACACCAUCAUGCAGAUCCAGUGUAAGGGCGGCCUGAAGGGGGCGCUGCAGUUCAACUCCAACACGCUGCACCAGUGGCUCCGGGACAAGAACCGCGGAGAGACUUAUGAUCUGGCUGUAGAUCUGUUUACAAGGUCAUGCGCUGGUUACUGCGUAGCCACCUUUAUCCUGGGCAUCGGAGAUAGACACAACAGCAACAUCAUGGUCAAGGACGACGGACAGUUGUUCCACAUUGACUUUGGUCACUUCCUGGACCACAAGAAGAAGAAGUUUGGUUACAAGAGGGAGCGUGUUCCCUUCGUCCUCACCCAGGACUUCCUCAUCGUCAUCAGCAAGGGAACCCAGGAGUGCACCAAGACCAGAGAGUUUGAGAGGUUCCAGGAGAUGUGCUACAAGGCCUACCUGGCCAUCCGCCAGCACGCCAACCUCUUCAUCAACCUGUUCUCCAUGAUGCUGGGCUCCGGCAUGCCCGAGCUGCAGUCCUUCGACGACAUCGCCUACAUCCGCAAAACGCUGGCCCUGGAGAAGACCGAGCAGGAGGCGUUGGACUACUUCAUGAAGCAGAUGAACGACGCGCAUCACGGGGGCUGGACCACUAAGAUGGACUGGAUCUUCCACACCAUCAGACAGCACGCGCUCAACUAGGUGGGGCCUCCACCCGACUCCACCUCACUCCACCUCACUCCACCUCACUCCACCUGGGAUCACUGGUCUAAACCUGGACUGGGAUCACUGGUCUAAACCUGGACUGGGAUCACUGGUCUAAACCUGGACUGGGAUCACUGGUCUAAACCUGGAUUGGGAUCACUGGUCUAAACCUGGACUGGGAUCACUGGUCUAAACCUGGAUUGGGAUCACUGGUCUAAACCUGGACUGGGAUCACUGGUCUAAACCUGGACUGGGAUCACUGGUCUAAACCUGGAUUGGGAUCACUGGUCUAACCCUGGACUGGGAUCACUGGUCUAUACCUGGAGAGGGGACACUGGCCUCUAAGCUCUUCGAACCGGGAGGCGUCUGAGAUAAGUUGGUUUUUCUUUCAACAUUAGGAACUAUUAAAUAUCGGGAGAGCUCUUCUUCUUUUUUAUAUAUUUUCUCUCUCAAUAUGUUGUGAGACAUGACUUUCUGAACAGCACUACCCACGAGCUACGGCAAACUAUCCACACCUCCUCAGAGAUCAUCAACAUAUUUGGAGUCAUUUGAAUUAAAUCACUCAAACUUAUUUUUUAUUU
Gadus chalcogrammus (walleye pollock) is the source of this 5484-nucleotide messenger RNA. It is a transcript of the gene pik3ca, whose product is annotated as phosphatidylinositol-4,5-bisphosphate 3-kinase, catalytic subunit alpha. The record is from RefSeq and is a predicted model, not a curated record. Gene Ontology annotation, molecular function: 1-phosphatidylinositol-4-phosphate 3-kinase activity; 1-phosphatidylinositol-3-kinase activity. The coding region runs from base 1694 to 4900 and encodes 1068 amino acids. The transcript is spliced from 26 exons. Gene Ontology annotation, biological process: phosphatidylinositol 3-kinase/protein kinase B signal transduction; cell migration; phosphatidylinositol-3-phosphate biosynthetic process. Gene Ontology annotation, cellular component: phosphatidylinositol 3-kinase complex, class IB; cytoplasm; phosphatidylinositol 3-kinase complex, class IA. NCBI's taxonomy places the organism in Eukaryota, Metazoa, Chordata, Actinopteri, Gadiformes, Gadidae.